GAAUGCCCUGCUGCUCCAAUGGCUGAGCUUUACCCGUCAUUGGCGCAGUGCGCUAUCGCUGCGGGAGCUCUUAAGGUGCUACUGUUCCCUGCAUACAAAUCGACCGACUUCGAGGUGCAUCGCAACUGGCUUGCCAUAACUAAUUCGCUACCAGUUCAGGAGUGGUAUUAUGAGAAAACCUCGGAAUGGACCCUCGACUACCCCCCGUUCUUCGCGGCCUUCGAAUGGCUAAUGUCGCAAGCGGCUGCAUAUAUUGACCCUGCGAUGCUGGUUGUGAAGAACUUGGGUUAUGAUUCAUGGCAAACUGUCUACUUCCAGAGAGCCACAGUCAUCCUGACCGAGCUAGUCCUUGUCUUCGCGCUGAGCCGAUUUGUCAAGUAUGUUCCCCUUCCAAAUAAGCAGGCCGCCCAUGUCGCCAGUCUCUCUAUCCUCCUCUCGCCCGGUCUCUUCAUCAUCGACCACAUCCACUUCCAAUACAAUGGGUUCAUGUACGGAAUCCUGAUUCUAUCCAUUGUUCUCGCUCGCGAGCAGUCGACCCUCCUCUACAGUGGAAUUGCAUUUGCCGCGCUACUUUGCUUCAAGCACAUCUACCUCUAUCUCUCUCUCGCCUGGUUCGUCUACCUGUUGCGCGCCUACUGUCUCGACCCCAAGAACGUCCUCCGGCCGCGCUUUGGAAAUAUCUUCAAGCUUGGAGUGUGUGUGGUUGGCAUUUUUGCGAUUGCAUUUGGACCUUUCGUACAUUGGGGCCAGCUGCUUCAGCUGAAGGACCGGCUCUUCCCUUUCUCGCGGGGCCUAUGCCACGCGUACUGGGCGCCUAACAUUUGGGCUAUGUACUCAUUUACCGAUCGAGCUCUGAUUCCACUUGCUCCUCGCCUGGGACUGCCCGUGAACCAAGAUGCGCUCACCAGCGUCACUCGCGGCCUGGUGGGAGACACUUCAUUUGCAAUUCUCCCCGAAGUUACCAAGGAACACACGUUCUUGCUGACCUUGGUCUUCCAGCUGGUUCCCUUGGUAAAGCUGUGGCUCCGCCCCGACUGGGACACCUUCGUUGGUGCAGUUACACUCUGCGGCUACGCAUCCUUCCUCUUCGGCUGGCACGUGCACGAAAAGGCAGUGCUCUUGAUCAUCAUUCCAUUCAGUCUGAUAGCACUCAAGGACCGCCGCUACUUCAGCGCAUUCCGACCGCUCGCAGUGGCAGGCCAUGUCUCGCUGUUUCCACUCCUAUUCACAGCGGCCGAGUUCCCUCUCAAGACCGUGUAUACGAUCUUCUGGCUGGUUCUGUUCCUCUUUGUAUUCGACCGUGUCGCACCAGUGCCAGAACGGCCGCGGAUCUUUGUGUUUGACCGGCUGUCCCUGCUAUACCUGACCAUUUCCAUCCCCUUGAUUGUGUACUGCUCACUGGGACACUAUCUCAUCUUCGGAUGGGAACGGCUUCAGUUCUUGCCCUUGAUGUUCAUGAGCAGUUACUCAGCAUUAGGGGUAGUCGGCAGCUGGAUUGGCUUCAUGGUGGUAUACUUCACCGCAUAG
Penicillium cinerascens is the source of this 1527-nucleotide messenger RNA. Its product is annotated as dolichyl-P-Glc:Glc1Man(9)GlcNAc(2)-PP-dolichol alpha-1,3-glucosyltransferase ALG8. Bases 19 to 1527 code for a protein of 502 amino acids. Gene Ontology annotation, molecular function: dolichyl pyrophosphate Glc1Man9GlcNAc2 alpha-1,3-glucosyltransferase activity. Gene Ontology annotation, biological process: protein N-linked glycosylation. The transcript is spliced from 6 exons. Gene Ontology annotation, cellular component: endoplasmic reticulum membrane. The record is from RefSeq and is a predicted model, not a curated record. NCBI's taxonomy places the organism in Eukaryota, Fungi, Ascomycota, Eurotiomycetes, Eurotiales, Aspergillaceae.